Tupaia belangeri chinensis (Chinese tree shrew) is the source of this 511-nucleotide messenger RNA. It is a transcript of the gene FGF20, whose product is annotated as fibroblast growth factor 20. NCBI's taxonomy places the organism in Eukaryota, Metazoa, Chordata, Mammalia, Scandentia, Tupaiidae. Gene Ontology annotation, molecular function: growth factor activity. The transcript is spliced from 3 exons. The annotation marks the transcript as partial. The record is from RefSeq and is a predicted model, not a curated record.
CAGUUGUACUGUCGCACCGGCUUCCACCUGCAGAUCCUGCCCGACGGCAGCGUGCAGGGCACCCGGCAGGACCACAGUCUCUUCGGUAUCCUGGAGUUUAUCAGUGUGGCAGUUGGACUGGUCAGUAUUAGAGGUGUAGACAGUGGUCUUUACCUUGGAAUGAACGACAAAGGAGAGCUCUAUGGAUCGGAGAAACUGACUUCUGAAUGCAUCUUUAGGGAGCAAUUUGAAGAGAACUGGUAUAAUACCUAUUCAUCCAACGUAUAUAAACAUGGUGACACUGGCCGCAGGUAUUUUGUGGCACUUAACAAAGAUGGAACUCCAAGAGAUGGUGCCAGGUCCAAAAGACAUCAGAAAUUUACACAUUUCUUACCUAGACCAGUGGAUCCAGAAAGAGUUCCAGAGUUGUACAAGGACCUGCUGAUGUACACUUGAAGUGUGACAAUGCCUUUAUGGAAGAACCAAACCACAACUGACCUUUCUCAUUGCAGUUCACAUCAAAAGCAAACAA